AAUGCGGAGAUCAUAUAGGAAUUGUUGGUAUUCGUUUGCGUAAUUUAGUCGUGCAAUUAUAUGACGUUCUCGGAGUGAAGUGUAAGAAAGUGCAAGUGGCAAGAGCGGUAAAGAAUUUACCAACUAACAUGGAGAUGCUGUGGAGAAAUGCAGUGGCGGACCUGUCGACCUUCCUGAGCACGAGGACGCGGAUUUUGUUUGCCGCUGUCUAUUUCAUUUGGAUCGCUGGAAGCGCCUGCGCCACUGAGACCCUCCAGGAACCGCGCUUCACCACUCAGCCUUCCAGCAGCGGCAAUAUUCUUAGCGAAAAUCGAACGAAAUUUCUGCAGUGUCAAGCGAGAGGAAAUCCCCAGCCAAAGUACAAAUGGUUCAAGGAUGGAGUACCCCUCAGCAACGAGCUUACUUCGGAGCCUUAUUUUCGAAUACAAAGUACACGUAGGGAAGACGCAGGAGUAUAUCACUGUGUCGCCACAAACGACGUAGGGUCUAUAUUUAGCGAAAGAAUUACAUUUGCAGUAGCCUAUAUGGGGGUGUUCGAGGACCUCACAGAGAGAAUAGUGAGCGUGAAAUCGGGCAGCGCCGCUGUUUUAACGCUGCCACCGAUAGAGAGUCAUCCUGCACCUGACGUUACAUGGUUCACGUCCGAUGGCUCGUUGUACGGCAUAAAAUACGCGUCUGUCCAUCACACGCUGCUUAUCCUGAACGCGUCCGAGGCUGAUCAAGGCCUGUACAGGGCCAGAGCCAUUAACACGCAGUUGGGUAAGGAGGAGAACAGCCCGUUUUUCAAACUGCAAGUCACGGGAGAUGCCAACGCUGAGGUGGCACCCAGUAUCAUAGUGAAACCACAGGACACGCAGAUCAUCAAGGACCAGGACGUUACUUAUAUACACUGCAUAGCUAAUGCUAGGUCUCUUCAUGAAUUACGAACUUUGUGGACGAAAGACGGGAUCCCCAUCGAGAACUCGAGGAUAACGUACAGUUUUAACGACUCGUGGAAUAGAACUUUGGCGUUGAUAUCGGCAAACAUAACUUACACUGGAGUGUACUCGUGCCACGUGGACUUAAGAAGCGGUGGAUUCCCCAUAGUGAACGCGAGCGCGAAAAUUACUGUAUACGAGAAGCCAACGUUUAUAACGGAAUUGAAACGAGAGACUCUUAGUGAUUAUGGAUCAACUGUGACAUUACCAUGCGAUGCUGUUGGUGUACCUCCUCCUAAAAUCACGUGGUUCCGAAAUGCCGAACCUGUCGAUCAUCUUCUCGGAUCUAGAUAUGCAAUGGAAGAAGAUGGCUCCUUGACGAUUAAAAAGUUAACCAUGAGUGAUUCAGGAAUGUUCCAGUGUCUCGCUUCCAACGAGGCUGGCGAAGCAUCCAGUUAUACCUGGCUGAAAGCAAAAAAAGGAUUAGAAAGCAGUCUGAAAAACAGAGUUGCCCGCUGGGCAGCUGGCUACAAUGUAGUCAGAGUUCGCCAAUCUGAUCGACGUUUUAAGUUCUCUCAGUAUCCAGACACAUCAGGACCUAUCAUGGAAAAUGGUCCACAAAAUCAGACUAUAUUAGAUGGGAAAGAUGUAACACUAACAUGUAAUGCUGUAGCAGCUCCAAUACCUAACACUACAUGGAUUUACAAUGAUACAAUGCUUGUGGAAAUCGCUGGAAGAGUACAAGUUUUAGAUAACGGAGAUCUUUUAAUUGCUGCUGUAAAACCAAACGACGCCGGAAAAUAUACAUGUAUUCGAGCAAACGAAGCUGGUUCUGUAAAUGAUUCAGCUUAUCUUACUGUUUUAGUUCGAACACAAAUUGUUCAACCACCUGUUGAUACAUCUGUUCUUCUUGGCUAUACUGCGGAAUUACAAUGCAAGGUCUCCAAUGAUCCAAGUGUUUUAUAUGAUAUAGCAUGGUUUCACAAUUCACAAGUAAUAAAUACGCAAGCCAGUCAAAGAGUAAAAAUGCAAAGCGAUGGUACAUUAGAAAUAAUGGCUGUUCGUGCUUCCGAUGUGGGUGAAUAUAUGUGUUCCGUGGUCUCUCCAGGAGGAAACGAGACUCGAUCUGCACGUCUUAGCGUAAUCGAAUUGCCGUUUGCACCAAUAAAUGUAAUGGCCAAUAGAGUUGAGCGAAUUUCUCCCCGCACCAUAAACGUUAGUUGGGUUCCAGGUUUUGAUGGAAAUAGUCCAACAAAAAAGUUCAUCGUUCAAAGACGAGAGGUUUCAGAUUUAGGACCAAUACCUGAUUCUGCGUUAAAUUGGAUCACUGAAUGCAAUAAUGUUUCGGCACAAAGUCGUUGGGUAGUAUUGAACAAUUUAAAAGCUGCUGCUGCAUAUCAAUUUCGAGUAACUGCAGAAAAUAGCGUUGGUGAAGGACCUCCUUCGGAUCCUAGUAAUGUAGUAGUUCUUCCUCAAGAACCGCCGAGUGGGCCACCAGUAGGAUUCGUUGGUUCCGCUCGAUCAUCAUCAGAAAUAAUCACACAGUGGCAGCUUCCAUUAGAAGAGUAUCGAAACGGCCAUAUUUUAGGCUAUGUGUUAAGAUAUAGAUUGUAUGGUUACAACGACAAUCCUUGGACAAUACAAAAUAUUACUAAUGAAGCACAAAAAAAUUAUCUUAUUACCGACCUAAUUACAUGGAAAGACUAUAUUGUGCAAAUAGCAGCGUACAAUGAUAAAGGUGUUGGCGUUUUCACAGAAGGUUUGAAGAUUAAAACUAAGGAGGGAGUACCUGAAGCUCCACCAACUAACAUAAAGGCAAAAGCCAUUAAUUCAACAGCAAUAAAAGUUUGGUGGAAACCGCCGAACCCGCAAAAAAUCAAUGGAAUAAAUCAAGGGUAUAAAUUACAAGCUUGGGUCGGCCAUAAUUUUACAGAAGCGAAUGAGUACAAAUCGAUGACCGUGCCACCUAGUUUAUUUGAUCCUCUUGCAGAACAAAGUGCCAUUAUGACCGGUUUAAAGAAAUACACCUUAUACAAUAUAACUGUAUUAUGCUUCACUGAUCCAGGCGAUGGUGAAAGAAGUUCUCCUGUUCAAAUUCAUACACGCGAAGAUGUACCUGAGGAAGUAGAAAAUUUGCAAUUCGAGAAUAUAAGUGAUCGUUCACUUACUGUUAAAUGGAGUCCUCCGCUAGAGGUCAAUGGACUUCUUACUCUUUAUCAGUUAAAAUAUAUGAUCAAAGAUGUGCCAGAUUCUUUACGAGUAGAAAACUUUACAUCUGAUAUUCUCUCAGCUAAAAUUGAACAUUUACAAGCAAUGACACAUUAUAGAUUUGAAGUUGUUGCAUGGACUUCAGUGGGUCCUGGAAAAGCAGCAGUAGCUGUCAUUCAAUCAGGUGUUGAACCUGUUCUUCCUGAACCACCUACUAAAUUGGCAUUGUCUAAUAUAGACGCAUUCUCCGUUGUUCUUCAAUUUACACCAGGAUUUGACGGAAAUUCGUCCAUAAUAAAAUGGACAGUGCAAGCACAAACCACUCGUAACACAACAUGGUAUAAUAUAUACGAAGUCUCGGAUCCUGAUGCUAGUACAAUCACUGUAGGCGGCCUAAUUCCAUUUAUGCAAUAUAAACUACGUUUAAUAGCUAACAACGUUGUCGGUUCUUCUCAACCUUCUGAACCAACGAAAGAGUUUCAAACGAUUCAAGCACCACCGUCACAUCCUCCUAGGAACGUUACGGUUCGUGCAAUGAGCGCUACAGAAUUGCGCGUUAGAUGGAUUCCAUUACAGCAGAUUGAGUGGUACGGAAAUCCGAGGGGAUAUAAUGUUACUUAUACCGAAGUGCGAACGAAUAAAUCGAAAAGCAUAACUAUAGAAGAUCAUACAGCGAAUUCCUAUAUUUUAGAAAAUAUGGAAGAGUAUGCUCUUUAUGAAAUUGUAAUGCAAGCAUUUAAUGACGUUGGGUCAUCAACAAUAAGUCCUAAAGCAGUUGAAAGAACUCGUGAAUCAGUUCCUUCGAUGGGACCUAUUAACGUAGAAGCUAAUGCAACAUCUUCCACAACCAUAUUAGUUAGAUGGGGUGAUGUUCCUAUGGAACAUCAGAAUGGACAAAUAGAAGGGUUUAAAGUUUAUUAUGGUGCAAAUGCUAGAUCAGCAUUCCAAUAUAAAAACAUUCCUAGUAAUACAACAUUUACCACAACUUUAACAGAACUUCGAAAGUUUGUUCAAUAUCAUAUACAAGUUCUAGCUUAUACGAGACUUGGCGAUGGUACUUUAAGUACUCCACCAGUUAGAGUACAAACAUUUGAAGAUGCUCCUGGACCUCCGUCGAAUGUAUCAUUUCCCGAUGUAAGCUUUACUACUGCUCGUAUCAUUUGGGAUACUCCAGAAGAUCCGAACGGAGAGAUUCUCGCCUAUAAAGUUAUGUUUCAUUUAAAUAAUAGUCAAGAUCAUCAAUUUUCUAAGGAAUUUCCUGCAUCAGAUAGAACUUUUAGAGCAACAGGAUUAGAACCAGAAAAAUAUUACAUGUUCUCGGUAACAGCACAAACGAGAUUAGGUUGGGGAAAAACAGCAUAUGCUCUUGUUUUUACUACAAAUAACAGAGAACGACCACAGGCUCCAUCGAUGCCACAAAUUAGCAGAUCACAAGUACAAAGUAGACAGAUAACAUUUACGUGGACACCUGGUCGUGAUGGAUUUGCUCCAUUAAGAUAUUACACAGUACAGCAAUCAGAAAAUUCAGGACCAUUUCAAACAAUUCUUGAAAGGGUAGAACCAACUUUAACGUCUUAUACAGCAAAUAAUUUAAAACCAUUCACAUUCUACCAAUUUCGAAUACAAGCAACUAACGACAUAGGCCCUUCAACUUGGAGUACAGAAUCAGUUCAAGUCCAAACUUUACCAGCAGCACCGUCUCGAGGAGUUACUGGGUUAAAAGUUGUUCCAAUAACAACAUCUAGUAUAGAAGUUCAUUGGAAUGCAAUAGAUGAAGUAUAUUGGAGUGGGGAUCAUGAAACUGGUGGUUAUCGCGUCAUAUAUCAACCAGUUUCAGAUUUUCCGAUAGCCCUUCAAGAUACACCGAAGGAAGAAGUUUUAGGAAUAAAAGCUACGAAAAUUGUUUUAAGUGAUUUGACAGAAGAUAGGUAUUAUGAAGUAAUAGUGUUACCAUUCAAUUCUGAAGGAGAAGGUCCAUCAAGUCCUCCAGUAACUGUAUAUGUAGGGGAAGCAGUUCCUACAGGAGAACCACAACAUCUAAAAGCAGAACCAAUUUCUUCUACAGAAGUACAUUUACGUUGGAAACCACCCCAAGCCAAUAUGCAAAAUGGAGAUUUAUUAGGCUAUAAAAUUUUUUAUUUAGUUACUGAUUCUCCUCAAGAUUUAGAAAAUAAACAAGAGGAAGAAAUAGAAGUUGUACCAGCAUCAUAUUUAACUCAUAGCUUGGUGUUUUUAGAUAAAUAUACAGAAUACCGUAUUCAAGUAUUAGCUUUUAAUCCUGCUGGUGAUGGUCCUCGGACUCCAUCUAUCACUGUUAGAACUAAACAGGAUAUACCUGGACCACCAUACAAUUUACAAUUUUCAGAAAUUACAAUGACUAGCCUUCGUGUUUCUUGGGAAGCACCAAAGCUACGAAAUGGUGAAAUAGUCGGCUACAUUGUUACAUAUGAAACAGCAGAACAAAACGAUCGUUUUAGCAAACAAGUUAAACAAAAAGUGACAGAAACAAGUUUGUUAAUCCAACCUUUGGAAGAAGAAGAAACAUAUACUUUUAUGGUCCGAGCGCAAACCAUUGAUUUUGGUCCGCCUAUAUCCGGAAAUGUCACAACAGGUCCACAAGAAGGUUCACCAAUGGCACCUAGCAAUCUUGCUGUUACGAAAACAGUAUCUAGUGUUGAAUUACAAUGGACUAAUGGAGCUUCUGGAAAAGGGCCUAUUCUAGGAUACUAUAUUGAAACACGCCGAAAAGAUGACAGCCGUUGGCAGACAAUAGUGCGCAGUAGUAAUGGACCAUUAACAGAGUAUUCUGUAUCUUACCAAAACCUACUUCCAUCCACAUCAUAUUUGUUCAGAGUAAUCUCGUACAAUCGUUAUGGAAUUAGUUAUCCAGCAUAUUCCACAGAAACGAUUCUAACUCCAUCAAAGCUCUAUCUUGAAUAUGCAUAUUUACAACAUAAACCGUUUUAUAGACAAACCUGGUUUAUGGUUACUUUAGCUGCUGCAUCAAUUAUAAUCAUUAUAAUGGUCAUAGCGGUGCUAUGCGUUAAAAGUAAAAGCUAUAAAUAUAAACAAGAAGCACAAAAGACACUUGAAGAAUCUAUGGCAAUGGAUACAGACGAUAGACAGGAAUCUGAUUUAGAACUUUAUAGAUCAAGACAAGGAGGUGGUGGUGCUAUGAAUAUGGCUAAUGCUUGUGGUACAUUAGGUAAAAGAAACACUUUAGCAAGGAAAUCUAUACAUCCUCCUCCUCCUACGAUGUUAGGUAAAUCACCCCCUAGACCUUCACCAGCUUCAGUUGCGUAUCAUAGUGAUGAAGAAAGUCUGAAAGGGUAUGACGAAAAUCCUGAUGAUAGUAGUGUUACAGAAAAACCAUCUGAAAUUAGUUCAACAGAUUCACAGGGAUCUGAAAGUGAGAAUGAAAGUGUACAAUCGGAUCCACAUUCCUUCGUAAAUCAUUACGCUAAUGUUAAUGAUUCUUUAAGACAGUCCUGGAAACGUCAAAAACCAGUUAGAAAUUAUUCAUCAUACACCGAUUCUGAACCUGAAGGUAGUGCUGUUGUCAGUUUAAAUGGGGGUCAAAUUAUUAUGAACAAUAUGGCAAGAUCGAGAGCACCAUUACCUGGUUUCUCGUCAUUCGUAUAACUCGUUUAUAAUAAAGAAUUAAAGCUUUUGUUAAGUAGAUAGGGUGCCGAAUUAGCAUAACAUUUACGAUGAAACUAAAGUAUAUACGUGCUGAAUAACGAUUGGUUUUAAAGCAAUGGAGAAAGUAAUAAUUUGAAAGAGAAAUUUAAAAAAUUAUUAAAUACAUGUAAAAAGAGAGUGGUGGUUAAA
Eufriesea mexicana is the source of this 6956-nucleotide messenger RNA. It is a transcript of the gene sdk, whose product is annotated as sidekick cell adhesion molecule. Bases 129 to 6767 code for a protein of 2212 amino acids. Lineage: Eukaryota; Metazoa; Arthropoda; Insecta; Hymenoptera; Apidae. The transcript has 29 exons. The record is from RefSeq and is a predicted model, not a curated record. Gene Ontology annotation, molecular function: protein binding. Gene Ontology annotation, biological process: cell-cell adhesion.